This is a messenger RNA of Cyclocybe aegerita, 810 nucleotides long. Lineage: Eukaryota; Fungi; Basidiomycota; Agaricomycetes; Agaricales; Hemipholiotaceae. The record is from the annotation of a GenBank genome assembly.
AUGACGUGCCCGGAUUGUGUCAAAGGCUAUAUUCUUCCUGGAGAGCCUGUAGGCUCUAUCAUUCCUGACUUUCAAGGAGCAUAUUUCACCCCUGGGCCUGGUUCUGACCCUUCGAAGCAGGCGGUCUUACUUUUCACGGAUGCCUUUGGUCUACCGUUGAAGAACUGCAAAAUAAUUGCGGACAACCUGGCUAAGCGACUGGAGUGUGACGUGUGGAUCCCGGACUAUUUCAACGGUCGACCUCUUGUUCCUGUCGACUCUAUGGGCAUCCCAGACCAUGCAGGCCACAAGUUGUCGCUGUGGACGCGUAUUAGCUUCAUUUUGUUCAACAUUCUUCCCAACCUCCCUGCGAUCAUCAGCAGCCGACCUUCAGUCGCCGUGCAACGUAUUGCGUCUUUCAUCCAAUUGCUGAAGGAGAAGAAGCAGUAUGAGAAACUCGGCGCCGUAGGGUAUUGCUUUGGCGGUACAAUGUGCAUUCGCACAGGACGGACGGAUCUUCUAGAUUCCCUGGUUAUUUGCCACCCAGGGCCUUCAACACUUGACGAUGUGAAAGCUAUCAAAGUACCGACGGCCUGGGUCUGUGCUGAGGAGGACGACUACUUCCCUGAGUCGCGUCGAAAUGAGACAGAAGCUGUCUUUGCAGCGCGGAAGGACAAAGAAGAUUUUAUUGACUACGAAGUGAAAGUCUACAAAGGUACCGCUCACGGCUUCGCUUCAAGACCGAAUCUGGAUCUCCCGGAGAUCAAAGAGGCACACGAAGCGGCGUUCGAACAAACAGUAGAGUGGUUUAAGAAGACACUGAUUGUUUGA